Molecule: messenger RNA, 2963 nt
Organism: Tupaia belangeri chinensis (Chinese tree shrew)
Lineage: Eukaryota; Metazoa; Chordata; Mammalia; Scandentia; Tupaiidae
Gene: HSPA12B
Product: heat shock protein family A (Hsp70) member 12B
Exons: 12
Coding region: 15-1940 (641 amino acids)
Source: RefSeq, a predicted model, not a curated record
CAGGGCCUGCAAGGAUGCUGGCUGUCCCAGAGAUGGGCCUGCAGGGGCUGUAUAUCGGCUCCAGCCCAGAGCGAUCCCCAGUGCCCAGCCCACCCGGCUCCCCAAGGACCCAGGAAAGCUGCGGCAUUGCCCCCCUCACUCCCUCACAGUCUCCAAAGCCAGAGGUCCGAGCCGCCCAGAAGGCCUCCUUCUCCGUGGUGGUGGCCAUCGACUUUGGCACCACCUCCAGUGGCUAUGCCUUCAGCUUUGCCAGUGACCCCGAGGCCAUCCACAUGAUGAGGAAAUGGGAAGGCGGGGACCCGGGCGUGGCGCACCAGAAGACCCCGACCUGCCUGCUGCUGACUCCGGAGGGCGCCUUUCACAGCUUUGGGUACACUGCCCGAGAUUACUACCACGACCUGGAUCCCGAGGAGGCGCGGGACUGGCUAUAUUUCGAGAAGUUCAAGAUGAAGAUUCACAGUGCCACUGAUCUCACCUUGAAAACUCAGCUAGAGGCGGUAAAUGGAAAGAAGAUGCCAGCCCUGGAAGUGUUCGCCCAUGCUCUGCGCUUCUUCAAAGAGCACGCCCUUCAGGAGCUGAGAGAACAGUGCCCAUCGCUUCCAGAGAAGGACACUGUGCGCUGGGUGUUGACGGUGCCUGCCAUCUGGAAACAGCCAGCCAAGCAGUUCAUGCGGGAGGCUGCCUACCUGGCUGGCCUGGUGUCUCGAGAGGAUGCAGAACAACUGCUCAUUGCUCUGGAGCCCGAGGCCGCCUCAGUCUACUGCCGCAAGCUGCGUCUGCACCAGCUCAUGGACCUGAGCAGCCGGGCCCCGGGAGGGGGGCGCCUGGGCGAGCGCCGCUCCAUUGACUCCAGCUUCCGGCAGGCUCGGGAGCAGCUGCGAAGGUCCCGCCACAGCCGCACGUUCCUGGUGGAAUCCGGUGUCGGAGAGCUGUGGGCAGAGAUGCAAGCAGGAGACCGCUACGUGGUGGCAGACUGCGGAGGAGGCACCGUGGACCUGACGGUGCAUCAGCUGGAGCAGCCCCACGGCACCCUCAAGGAGCUCUACAAGGCGUCUGGUGGCCCCUACGGUGCGGUGGGCGUGGACCUGGCCUUCGAGCAGCUGCUGUGCCGCAUCUUUGGCGAGGACUUCAUUGAUACCUUCAAAAGGCAGCGGCCUGCUGCGUGGGUGGAUCUGACCAUUGCCUUCGAGGCCCGCAAACGCACCGCAGGCCCGCACCGAGCGGGGGCGCUCAACAUCUCACUGCCCUUCUCCUUCAUUGACUUCUACCGCAAGCAGCGAGGCCACAACGUGGAGACCGCCCUGCGCAGGAGCAGCGUGAACUUCGUGAAGUGGUCCUCACAGGGGAUGCUCCGGAUGUCCUGUGAGGCCAUGAACGAGCUCUUCCAGCCCACUGUCAGCGGCAUCAUCCAGCACAUAGAAGCGGUGCUGGCUCGGCCAGAGGUGCAGGGCGUGAAGCUGCUGUUCCUGGUGGGCGGCUUCGCGGAGUCGGCAGUGCUGCAGCAGGCGGUGCAGACGGCGCUGGGCGCCCGCGGCCUGCGUGUUGUGGUCCCGCACGACGUGGGGCUCACCAUCCUCAAAGGCGCCGUGCUCUUCGGCCAGGAUCCGGGCGUGGUGAGAGUGCGCCGCUCGCCGCUCACCUACGGCGUGGGCGUGCUCAACCGCUUUGUGGCUGGGCGCCCCCCGCCGGAAAAGCUGCUGGUUCGCGACUGUGCCGCCGAGGACGCGCGCUUCAUCACCGACCCCGGCGUGCGCAAGUGCGGCGCGCUCAGCCUGGAGCUCCAGCCGGCCGACGGCUGCGCGGACUCCGCUGCUGCGCCCCCGGGCCGCCGCGAGAUCCGAGCUGCCAUGCAGUUCGGCGACACCGAGAUUAAGGUCACCGCCGUAGACGUCAGCACCAAUCGCUCUGUGCGUGCCGCUAUCGACUUUCUUUCCAACUGAGGGCGUGCCGGCUUGGUGCCAGCCCGAAUCUGCCCGGCCCCGCCCUCUUUCUGUUCCUGGGUCCGAAGGGCUGGGUGGGGCCCAGGAACCGCUUGUUCUGAUGUCAGGCUUGUUCUGAUGUCAGCGCUCCUUUCCCGGUCCUCUAAUCCCGGGGUAGGGUAGGGAUUAGAUCAUGGGAGAGCGGGUGGGGGCACGGCCAGAGGAUCAGAUUUUGGAAUUGGGCCCUGGUCCGCUGACUGCAGACUGAAGGGCCAGGCCAAGGACAGCGGGGGGGAAAAGUGAAAUUUGGAACAGGUUUGCAAGAGGCGCAUGAUCCCGAAGGCAAAAUGCAACAAAAGGGAGAACCCUGGCCGGAUCAUGGGGGAGGGUGCGUAGGAAGGAGGCCGUUGGGACGGAGAGGCUGCAGAAGCAGCAGGACUUUGUGCCUGGCCCGGACCUGCAGGGCCAGAGUUCACCGAUAGGGGUUCUGCCAUACAGGGUUCUGGGCAGAGCAACCCUGUGCAGGCAGGCAGGAAGAGACUGGAGGUGGACAGCGGAGGUACAGGUGUGUGGCACCUUUGGCUUGAUACUGACCCCCAGGUAUGACUGCUAAUUGCAGGAAGGCCAGUAGCUAAUGGGGAGAAGAGUAUGUUAUGGCGAAGGCAGGUUACAGGGGACAUGGGGGGGGAGGUUAUGGUGGCAAGCCGGGUAGGGGGCAUUUCAUGACAAAAUACCUAUCUGAAAAGGCCAUAAGGGAUCACUUGCAUCCCACACCAGUAACGGAAAGGAGUUAGGGGUCUAGGGCACAGGGGAUAGGGGAACAGAGGAAGCAGGGGGGUGGGGUGGAAGAGGGUUGCGGGGGACUGGUCCCAGCUCUGCCCUCUACUUGGUGUGCCGUUAGGAUAUUUCCUGAUUACACGUGGGCCUCGGUGUCUCCAAGUGUGAAAUGCCAGGCACCUCUUUCCAACCAUGACAUGCAACAGCCCCACUGCCUGAGAACUCUUAAGGUGACAAUAAAACAUUUAUGCUCAUGGGGAAGCCACA